AUGAGGAUUGUAUCAAUUGUCAUUGUUGCAAUCUUGCUACAAAUCAAUGUCACAAAAUCAUUCACACCUGUCCAGCAGGAUGCCAAUCACUUUGGAAAAGGAUACUCCCCGGGCCCUCCUGACAUCCCAGACAUCAAGGACACUCCACCAGGACAGGACACCCAGGAUGACUCGAUUGACCGUGGAACUUCCGCCAAUCAGCCACCAUUCCCUGUUUCUUCGUCCACUCGCCAAGACACCGCUCGUCCUCAGCUCCAUGCAAGACGUCCUUCCAGUCUGAAAGUAAGCGGUCCAGUUCAAGGAUCCUCGUCUUCCCAUCCGCACAAUCACGGCUCUCCCAGCUCAGAACCCAACACGGAUUUACUCCGGAACGUACGGGAUCUGCAUCUGACUCAUGCCAAUGCAACGGUUGCUACCAACGGCUCAAAGAAUUCAACUUCCAAAUCACCAGCUCCUGCCAUCCCCGAUGACUCCCUGAAACACAUUACCACCGUCGCCCACAUCUCCAACGGGAUCACACUGCAGGCUGGAUUGAUGAAUGGAUCAAUUCCAAUUGAGGAAGUUUCUGACCUCAUCAACUUCAAAGAUGAUUCGAUUACCGCAUUGGUCUCAAAAUUGAAAGAGGUUCGACAGGGAGUAGCGGCAAAGGAUCAAACCACACCGAUGGAAAAAAGAGCAUUGGAGUGGGAAGAAUAUCGUGUCAAAUCUGAGUCCUUUGGUAAAGUGGAGAAUCUACCGGGAAGCAUGGAGUAUUUUUCGGCAGUUGCGAAGUUUCCAAAGGAAUUCAACUUCACUUUUUUCGACGAAACUACAAAAAUGUUGGAAAGGUUCAUUAGUCACAUUGACGAUAUUUCGACAAAAACAUUCGAGGAUCGUAAUGAGCAAAUUUAUGGUUCGGGUUUGCUGAAGGGAUUUUCUGGCGAAUUUCAAUCAGUGAAGAAGAUGAUCGAAAAAGCCAUGUCAGUUGAUAAAACUACGUCGUUCAAUAAUCUGAUCAAUGGGCCCAACACAUUCAACACCAUUUCCACUAUGAUAGAGCUCAACGUUCUCCGUAAGAACUACGGCCUGGUGCACUCAGUUGCUGGAGAGAAUCUGAUCAAAUCAAACAUUGCAUUUGCUUCGACGUUACAUGCAGUUCGGCAAGCUUCUGAGAAUGAGAUGAUCAUUGUUUCGGAUUUGUCCAACCAGCAUGUGUUGAGACCACUGAAAAAAUUCACUUCUGGCUUUCCACUGGGAGUUGUUGAGAUGGAACAAUUAGAAGAGGAUGUGAAAAGUCAAUGGUUUCUGAAGAUUACGAAUUCAUCUGAGUUGGACAAACUGAAUAUCGUGAACAGUUUGAGGCCAAUAAUUACUGCUUUGGAGACAUUGAGCCGUGUAAACGAAAAGUUGAAAUCCACUUUUCCAGCUGACAAUGCUCGACAAGUCCAGAGUUUCAAUCAGUUCAAGGAGGAGUCGUUUUCAGUACCAACUGACGCUGUUUCUGCUGUUGGAGUUUUGGCAGAAUAUAAAAAAUGCAAUCACCUAGGUGGACCACAAACAGACGACGAGCGUAGACCUGGACAUGAGUUUAUGGCUAAAGUGAAGUCAGUUGGAGAUAGUCUUAUUGCUCUCCACAUGUUCUCUCAAACACUUGCGCUGGACCAAUUGGAGAAGGAUGUUGCUGACUUUGUGAAAUCACUCACUUUCACUGACAUCAACAAUCAGACACUAUCAGAAGGGGAAAUAGUGAAGGUCGUGGAAGAUAUUAAAAAGUCUGGUAAAUUGGCAAAGAUCCAGGAAAAUGUGAAGAGCAUCGAGGAUAAGAUCAAUGGCAUUAAGUUAAAAAACCUGGAAAGUACUCUUCUACCAAAUCUGAACAAUUCUUUCAUUCAAGACGUGAUGUUCAAAGAGGUGAUCACUGCCGAAACAAGUGUGAGCGGUUGUCUUCAAAAACUCAAAGCCAAAUCACUGCUGGUCACUCAAGCAAUUGCAACAAUCCAAAAGUUGAGGAAGCUGGAUGAUAAACUUCUAGAAAGUGUUCAACAGACGGCAAAAUCAGUGUCUCAAUUUUCUGAAACUCUUGCUUCUGUCAAAAAGAUCCCUGAUGCGAUGAAGAAAAAUGUGAAGAAUGUAACGCUGGAGUUGAACAAGAGGUCCGAAUCUUUGAAUCAAUCCGAUGCAAUCAGCCAUUCUGCGAGUGCACUUCGAAGUGUCUUUGGUCUUGUGAAGCUCGAGUCUUCAAUUGGUCAGCUCAAUGAUACCGAUACAAUUGUUAGCAGUGAGAUUGACAAAAUUAAAAUCCCUGCUGAGAAGAUGAAGCUUCAAAAACUCUGGGGCAAUCACACAGAGGGCAUGGUCUCAUUGCAAGCUGCAGUUGUACAGGCAAAAGCUUUUGUGGCAAAAAUUGAUGUUUCAAAGCUCAAAACUCUAAACAACUACAGUGCUAUCUUGAAGACUUUGGAAACAAUGCCUGACGUGAAGAUGGAAGCAUUGGAGAAGUCUGAAGUUCUGGAGAUUUUGAUUCGCGCAAUUUCAGCAACGAGACGAAGAAGAAGACGAGCUGCAGGAAGCAAUGCCCAUCUUGUUGCCGCCAAGGUCAUCCUCGACAAGAUCGCCGCAUUGGAUCUUCAGUUUUCAAGCAACAUUGCUCACUUCAAAAAUGCUCCACUGGCGUUCCAGUCGUUCAGCAAGUUUUUGGCUAAAUUCUUCGCAACUCAGCAAAAGAUCAGUGCUUCGCAGAAUGGUGGAGGUGGUGGUGGUGGCUCAGGUGAAAGCGAGUUUCCAACUGUAAUCGUCGUCGUUUCGAUUGUUGGAGCUCUUCUCCUCGCGCUGGCUGCGUUCCUUGCGUUUCUUGUAUACGGCUUCCAUCAAAGGAAAAAGCAAGCCAAGAUAGACAGGGAUAACAAGGAAAUACGUGACGAGAUUGAAAUGGAAGCUCGGCAGGCGGAAGAGAAUGAACAACGUAUAGCGGCCGAGAAAAAUGCACUUGAAGCCAAAAUAAAAGAAAAGUCGAAUAUGAGGAAGGUAGUGGAUGAACAGAACCAAAGAGAGAAGGAUGAACUGCAAGCGAAACUCCGUGCUGAUCAAGAAAAGUCUGAAGCCCGGAAAAUUGCUGAGAAGAAAAAGGAUGAACAGAACCAAAAAGAGAAGGAAGCGAAACUCCGUGCUGAUCAAGAAAAGUCUGAAGCCCGGAAAGUUGCUGAGAAGAAAAAGGAUGAACAGAACCAAAAAGAGAAGGAUAAACUGCAAGCGAAACUCCGUGCUGAUCAGGAAAAGUCUGAAGCCCGGAAAAUUGCUGAGAAGAAGAAGAAGGAGGAAGACGAGGCUCAGAAGGUCAAAAACAUCUGGAAGCACAUCAAGAAGAUGAGAUUCACGACGCUUCGCGCUUGUGCAGACUUUAUCGAAGGAUCCUGGAAGAUUGCUAUUGCUACUCAGACGAAGCUGACUGUGAAGGAUUCCUUCAAGUAUCUUCCAGCGGACAAACAUCGAUAUGGCAAUAUUCCAUGUACACCCGAGACUGCCGUCGAAGUAAUGGUCAACGAUAAACGAGUUCCGAUUCAUGCCAACUGGGUCCCAACGAAAUGUCCUAAGCAAGAGCACAGAUUCAUUGCUACACAGGGUCCAAUGACAAACACCUUCGACGACUUUUGGGCGAUGAUCGCAUAUCACGAGUGUGAGAACAUUGUGAUGCUCUGCAACUUUGUGGAAACGGAUCCAAAAGAAGGCGAAAAAGAGAAGUGUGAGAAGUAUUUUUCCCCGGAAGUUUCGAAGACCACCGAUUUCAAGAUGUUCAGCAUCACCACAGUGUCGGUUGAGAAGAUUUUGCACAAUUCGACGGAGAAGCGCGUUCUGAAAGUGGUCGACAAGACCGGAAAGUUUCCCACGAGAAAUGUCGAACACUACCUCUAUUUGAAUUGGCCGGAUAAAAAUGUUCCGGAAGGACACGAUGACACUUUCGAGUUGAUGAAUCUUGUCAAAAAGAGCACGAAGCCUAUUGUCGUCCACUGCUCUGCGGGAAUUGGUCGCACCAUGUCAUUCAUCGGCUCCGAGUACCUCGCCAGAGAGAUUGAACACCAUCCGGACACUACGCUGGGCAAGAACAUGGAGAAUAUGCGUGAAUUCCGCAGCAAGGGAAUUCAGACUCCCCAGCAGUUGUAUUGGAUGGAGAUGGGCGCAAUCUACAGAUUGAGCAAGGAGUUCAAAUUUGAUAUGGCCGAAUACGUGGAACAGAUGAAGAUGUAUGCCAAGGCUGACGAAGUGAUGGGGAUGCUUCAGCAGUACUUUGAUAAGGAAGGAGCAUAUUUGAACGCGGUUGACAAUAAAAAAGAGAAACUCGCUGCCAAAAUUCAGGUCCAAAUGAAGGUAGUCUCGGACAAUAUUGAAAGAAUGAAGAAGCAUGGAUGA
This is a messenger RNA of Caenorhabditis elegans, 4383 nucleotides long. Lineage: Eukaryota; Metazoa; Nematoda; Chromadorea; Rhabditida; Rhabditidae. The record is from the annotation of a RefSeq genome assembly.